Messenger RNA from Fusarium redolens, 1205 nucleotides. RefSeq names its product heterokaryon incompatibility protein-domain-containing protein. Bases 1 to 1167 code for a protein of 388 amino acids. The transcript has 2 exons. NCBI's taxonomy places the organism in Eukaryota, Fungi, Ascomycota, Sordariomycetes, Hypocreales, Nectriaceae. The record is from RefSeq and is a predicted model, not a curated record.
AUGAAGUCACUGAGAGAUGCCUCAACUGAACUAAUCCUUACUAUGUGCUACGAGGACUUGGCUCUGUCAGCGGUGAUACAGCGUGAGGGCCAAACACUCUCUUUCGGUGCCGCAACCAGGUUCCAACUUGUUGAGUCUGGCGAGGUAGAGUUGCUGGGAAAGAUAAAGACCCGCCAGAUUAAAACCUUCAAUGGGGAAAAUGUCCAACAGGAACUCGAGCAACUCAUUAAGCACCAGAUCCAACCUUGGAUGGAGAACUGUCGCGAACAGCAUGCAGACCACGAAAGCUGUGGCACGAAAUACAAUGCAUCAAAUCUACCAAGUCGACUAGUUGAUGUUGGUGAGAUUAAUGAUCGUUUGGUUAAGCUUGUGGAGGUCAAGAGUUGCACAAACUCCCAAGACUUUUCCUACCUUAUCCUCAGCUAUUGUUGGGGAGAUGGAAACGAAAAUUCCGAAACGACCGAGAACAAUCUCGAGACGCGGCUGCGUGGCUUUGCUGUAUCGGCCCUUCCAAAAACUAUCCGAGAUGCCAUCGUUCUGACGAGAAUGAUGGGAUUUCGAUACUUAUGGGUGGAUGCAAUGUGCAUUGUACAGGGACCAAGUGGUGACUUCCACUCGGAAGCACCUAAAAUGGGAGAGUACUACUCAAAUUCGGCCUGCUGUAUCUCUGCAUCGGCCGCGAAUGAUAGUCAAAAAGGCCUUUUGACUGAACGCCCGCUCGCGAGAUUUCCCAUGGACGGUAUUGCCAUCAGGAUUGCCAGACCUCAUACAGAUGAGCCAGGACAUUCCAUAUUCAAAGCAAUUGACAACAGCUCAUGUCGGAAAGAAAGCCUUUUUGAGUUGCCGCUGACGAAACGCGGAUGGUGCUCGCAAGAGGCGGUACUAGCAAAGCGGAUACUUCAUUGGACUCUUCAAGGACUUUACCUUGAAUGUCAAAGUUCUCUCUUCCUGGAAGAUACAAAAGUCCCGUGGGAGGAUCCGUUCUUUAACGAAAGCUCUACACCACGAGGAAUCAUGGCGAUGCCCCAUAAAGACAUCCUCUUCUCAGAAGGAUGGUAUCAGCUUGUUUCUCAGUUCUCAAAGAUGCAACUGACAUACGAGACGGAUCGCCUAUACGCCAUUCAUGGUCUUGCGUCUGUAGUCAUUCAACGUCUGAAAGCUGAAUAAUUUAAUGGCCUCUUCCGAACGAGUCUUGCCCAGGGGCU